AUGCAAGCAACAAGGAUACAAGGAAGGUUAUAUUGCAACAGCAACAAGUAUGCGCCGUCGAAACCGUUCAAACAGACCAAAUCCAAAGAGAACGUGAAGACAAAAAGCAUCUACACGGUUCGCAACAUCGGAAGCAAGCGGAAGUUCAUCCCGGUCGAGCUCAAUGGUGUAGCAGUCAAACUUCAACACGACUCGGCGUCCGAUAUCACCAUAAUCUCAGAAGAAACAUGGAUCAGCAUCGGACAGCCACCCACUCAACCGACGGAAGAAUCUGCAGUUACAGCUUCUGGUGGCAAUCUCAACCUUCUCGCUGAGUUCCAGACCGAGAUCACCAUCAAGAAUGUUACCAAGACUGGUCGCAUUUUCAUCUCAAGCAGCGCUGAACUCAACGUUCUAGGAAUCGAGACUAUGGAUCUGUUCGAUUUGUGGUCUGUGCCGAUAAGCAGCUUGGUCAACGUCGUACACCAACGUUCUGAUCAGUUCACCAAUCAACUCAAGCAACAGUUUCCGGAAGUUUUUCGAAGCACGCUGGGUAGAUGCACAAAAGCGCAAGUGAAGUUGUACCUCAAGCCUGACGCACGUCCUGCAUAUUGCCCGAAACGACCAGUAGCGUACGCUGCACUCGCCAAGGUGGACGCAGAACUUGAGAGGCUCCAGCAAAACGGUAUAAUUUCUCCAGUUCAAUUCUCGGACUGGGCAGCACCAAUAGUCGUCGUACGCAAGUCGGACAAUGUAUCAGUCCGUGUAUGUAGCGAUUAUUCGACGGGGCUGAACAACGCGCUAGAAUGUGACCAUCAUCCACUGCCUCAUCCUGACGACCUCUUUGCGGAACUAGCUGGAGCACGUUACUUCACUCAUCUCGAUUUGUCUGACGCUUAUCUACAGGUCGUGGUCGAGGAGGAAUCGCGAAAGCUACUCACGGUCAACACGCAUCGUGGACUGUUCCAGUAUAACCGACUACCCCCCGGAGUCAAAUCGGCAUCCGGCGCUUUCCAGCGCAUCAUCGACAGCAUGGUGGCCGGCAGCCCAGGAGUCAAGCCGUAUGUGGACGACAUCCGCAUCGCUGGUCGCACCAAGCAGGAACACGAUUGCAGUCUCUACGCUGUUCUCGAGCAGAUCCGACGGUAUUCGGCCAUUUCCAAGAUGCAGUUUCCGAAUGAUGUCCAGCAACUCCGUUCCUACCUCGGUGCUGUCAACUACUAUGGUAGAUUCGUUAAGCAGAUGAAGCAACUCAGGGCUCCUCUGGACAGCCUCCUCAAGAAAGAUGCACGCUGGAACUGGACCAAAGAUUGCCAGAAGUCUUUCGAGCAGCUCAAGGCCAUUCUACUUUCCGACCUGCUGCUUACACGCUACGACCCGUCAAAGGAAACCGUUGUUGCAGCAGAUGCAUCAAAGUACGGCCUUGGCACUGUCAUCAUGCAUCGAUUCCCGACCGGUGAAGUGAAGGCAAUUGCGCACGCCUCGCGCUCACUGACCCCAGCAGAGAUGAACUACGGACAAGUGGAGAAGGAAGCAUUGGCCCUGAUAUUCGCUGUCACCCGUUUCCACAAAAUGCUGUAUGGAUGA
This is a messenger RNA of Ochlerotatus camptorhynchus, 1566 nucleotides long. RefSeq lists its product as uncharacterized. Bases 1 to 1566 code for a protein of 521 amino acids. Gene Ontology annotation, biological process: proteolysis. The transcript has 2 exons. NCBI's taxonomy places the organism in Eukaryota, Metazoa, Arthropoda, Insecta, Diptera, Culicidae. Gene Ontology annotation, molecular function: aspartic-type endopeptidase activity. The record is from RefSeq and is a predicted model, not a curated record.